UUUCUUUUUCUCUCUGAUAUCUGCCAUUUCAUUUGUAUAUGUGGCAGCUGCGGGUGUUGUAGAAUUUUUCGUAAUUUCUCCACAUAUUAGCGAAGUUAUCAAGCCCUAUUUUUCCUUAAUGUAGAAAUAAAUCGAUUGUACUGCGAUUUCGAAGAGUCGCGUGUAAUUUAAAUCGGUCUAGUUAGAGUGAAGAUCCAGCAGCCAUGGCGCAAGUAUUGCCUAUUAGGUUCCAGGAGCACCUGCAGCUCACAAAUGUUGGCAUCAAUCCAGCAUCCAUUUCCUUCAACACCCUCACAAUGGAGUCGGACAAGUUCAUCUGCGUCCGGGAGAAAGUGGGGGAGACGGCGGAGGUGGUCAUCAUUGACAUGGCGGACCCCACCAAUCCUAUAAGGAGACCUAUCAGUGCUGAUUCGGCCAUUAUGAAUCCAGCCAGCAAGGUUAUUGCGCUGAAGGGGAAGGCUGGUGUUGAAGCCCAAAAGACACUACAAAUCUUCAACAUCGAGAUGAAGUCCAAAAUGAAGGCCCACACCAUGACCGAAGACGUGGUGUUCUGGAAAUGGAUAUCGCUGAACACACUGGCCCUGGUGACCAAGAUGUCGGUGUACCACUGGUCCAUGGAGGGCGACUCGACGCCCGUCAAGAUGUUCGACCGGCACUCGUCGCUCGCCGACUGUCAGAUCAUCAACUACAGGACCGAUCCGAAGCAGCAGUGGUUACUGCUUGUCGGUAUCUCCGCCCAGCAGAACCGCGUGGUAGGCGCCAUGCAGCUCUAUUCCGUAGAGCGCAAGUGCUCACAGCCCAUCGAGGGUCACGCGGCCUCCUUCGCCACGUUCAAGGCCGAAGGCAACGCUGAGCCGUCGACGCUGUUCUGCUUCGCCGUGCGGACCGCGCAGGGCGGCAAGCUCCAUGUCAUUGAGGUUGGACAGACGCCGGCGGGCAACCAGCCAUUCCCUAAGAAGGCCGUGGACGUGUUCUUCCCCGCCGAAGCGCAGAACGACUUCCCCGUCGCCAUGCAGGUCUCCCCCAAAUAUGACGUCAUCUAUCUCAUCACCAAAUACGGGUACAUCCACAUGUACGACAUCGAAACCGGGACCUGUAUCUACAUGAACCGCAUCUCUUCUGACACCAUCUUCGUGACGGCUCCCCACGAGGCCACUGGUGGCAUCAUUGGCGUUAACCGUAAAGGCCAAGUCCUCUCCGUGACAGUAGAAGAGGACUCCAUCGUGCCGUACAUCAACACGGUGCUGCAGAACCCAGAGCUGGCGCUGCGGUUGGCCGUGCGCAACAACCUGGCGGGGGCUGAGGAGCUGUUCGUCAGGAAGUUCAACAUGCUGUUCACUAACGCGCAGUACGGCGAGGCCGCUAAGGUGGCAGCAAUGGCGCCGCGCGGCAUCCUCCGCACCCCGCAGACCAUCCAGCGUUUCCAGCAAGUUCCAACCCAGCCCGGACAGACGUCCCCCCUGCUCCAGUACUUCGGCAUCCUGCUCGACCAGGCGCAGCUCAACAAGUUCGAGUCGCUAGAGCUGUGCAAGCCCGUCUUGUUGCAAGGUCGUAAGCAGCUGUUGGAAAAGUGGCUAAAGGAAGAGAAGCUGGAAUGCUCCGAGGAGCUCGGAGACCUGGUGAAGCAGGUUGACCCCACGCUGGCUCUGUCGGUGUACCUGCGGGCCAACGUGGCCAGCAAGGUCAUCCAGUGUUUCGCAGAAACCGGGCAGUUCCAGAAAAUUGUGCUGUAUGCUAAGAAGGUCGGCUACACGCCAGACUACAUAUUCCUGCUCCGGUCCGUGAUGCGCACGAACCCCGAGCAAGGCGCCGGCUUCGCGGGCAUGCUGGUCGCCGAGGACCCGCCGCUGGCCGACAUCAACCAGAUCGUGGACGUGUUCAUGGAGCAGAACAUGGUGCAGCAGUGUACCGCGUUCCUGCUGGACGCGCUCAAGAACAACCGGCCCGAGGAGGGGCCGCUGCAGACCAGGCUGCUAGAGAUGAACCUGAUGUCAGCUCCGCAAGUGGCGGACGCGAUCCUCGGCAACGCCAUGUUCACGCGCUACGACCGCGCGCACGUGGCGCAGCUGUGCGAGAAGGCCGGCCUGCUGCAGCGCGCGCUAGAGCACUACACCGACCUGUACGACAUCAAGCGGGCCGUGGUCCACACCCACCUGCUCUCAGCCGAAUGGCUGGUCACCUACUUCGGCAGUCUGUCCGUCGAGGAUUCCCUCGAGUGCCUCAAAGCCAUGCUCCAGGCCAACAUCCGUCAGAACCUGCAGAUCUGCGUCCAAAUCGCCACCAAGUAUCACGAGCAGCUGACCACGAAGGCGCUCAUUGAGCUGUUUGAGAGCUUCAAGACUUACGAAGGCCUCUUCUACUUCCUGGGAUCCAUUGUGAACUUUAGCCAGGAUCCGGAAGUCCACUUCAAGUAUAUUCAGGCCGCCUGCAAGACCGGUCAAAUCAAGGAGGUGGAGCGCAUCUGCCGCGAGUCCAACUGCUACAACGCGGAGCGUGUCAAGAACUUCCUGAAGGAGGCCAAGCUGCCCGACCAGCUGCCGCUCAUCAUUGUGUGCGACCGGUUCGACUUCGUGCACGACCUCGUGCUGUAUCUCUACAGGAACAGCCUGCAGAAGUACAUCGAGAUCUACGUGCAGAAGGUGAACCCGUCGCGUCUGCCUGUUGUGGUGGGCGGUCUGCUGGACGUGGACUGCACCGAGGACAUCAUCAAGAACCUCAUCCUGGUGGUGCGAGGACAGUUCUCCACUGACGAGCUCGUGGCUGAGGUCGAGAAGAGAAACAGGCUGAAGCUGCUUCUGCCUUGGCUGGAGACCCGCGUGCACGAGGGCUGCAACGAGCCCGCCACGCACAACGCGCUCGCCAAGAUCUACAUCGACUCCAACAACAACCCGGAGCGGUUCCUCAAGGAGAACCAAUGGUACGACUCCCGCGUAGUCGGCAAGUACUGCGAGAAGCGCGACCCGCACCUCGCCUGCGUCGCCUACGAACGUGGACAAUGCGAUAGAGAGCUGAUCGCUGUGUGCAACGACAACUCGCUGUUCAAAACGCAGGCGCGCUACCUCGUGCGCCGCCGCGACCAGGAGCUGUGGCUCGAGGUGCUGGCCGAGUCCAACCCCUACAAGCGGCAGCUCAUCGACCAGGUUGUCCAAACAGCUCUCUCAGAAACUCAAGACCCAGAAGACAUCUCAGUGACAGUGAAGGCGUUCAUGACCGCCGAUCUGCCUAAUGAGCUCAUAGAACUGCUCGAGAAGAUUGUGCUCGACAACUCCGUGUUCUCCGACCAUAGGAACCUGCAGAACUUGCUUAUCCUGACAGCAAUAAAGGCGGACCGCACCCGCGUGAUGGAGUACAUCAACCGGCUGGACAACUACGACGCGCCCGACAUCGCCAACAUCGCCAUCAACAACGAGCUCUACGAGGAGGCCUUCGCCAUCUUCAAGAAGUUCGACGUUAACACCUCUGCUAUCCAGGUGUUAAUAGAACAAGUGAAAGACCUGGAGCGUGCGAACGAAUUCGCGGAGCGCUGCAACGAGCCCGGCGUGUGGUCGCAGCUCGCCAAGGCCCAGCUCCAACAAGGGCUGGUGAAAGAGGCCAUCGAUUCCUACAUCAAGGCCGAUGACCCCUCCGCAUAUAUGGACGUCGUCGCCACCGCUACACAGGAGCAGUCGUGGGACGACCUCGUCAGAUACCUGCAGAUGGCCCGCAAGAAGGCGCGCGAAUCCUACAUCGAAUCGGAACUAAUCUACGCAUACGCCCGCACCGGCCGCCUCGCCGACUUGGAAGAAUUCAUCUCCGGGCCUAACCACGCCGACAUACAGAAGAUCGGAGACCGCUGCUUCGACGACAAGAUGUACAACGCGGCGAAGCUGCUGUAUAACAACGUCAGCAACUUCGCCCGGCUCGCCAUCACGCUCGUGCACCUCAAGGAGUUCCAGGGCGCGGUGGACAGCGCACGCAAGGCCAACUCCACACGCACGUGGAAGGAGGUGUGCUUCGCGUGCGUGGACGCGGGCGAGUUCCGGCUGGCGCAGAUGUGCGGCCUGCACAUCGUCGUGCACGCCGACGAGCUCGAGGACCUCAUCAACUACUACCAGGACCGAGGCCACUUCGACGAGCUGAUCAGCCUGCUGGAAGCAGCACUCGGAUUGGAGCGCGCACACAUGGGCAUGUUCACAGAGCUGGCCAUCCUCUACUCCAAGUACAAGCCCGCCAAGAUGCGGGAGCAUCUCGAGCUGUUCUGGUCCAGGGUCAACAUCCCCAAGGUUCUGCGCGCGGCCGAGCACGCGCACCUGUGGUCCGAGCUGGUGUUCCUGUACGACAAGUACGAGGAGUACGACAACGCCGCGCUCACCAUGAUGCAGCACCCCACCGAGGCCUGGCGGGAGGGACACUUCAAGGACAUCAUCACUAAAGUCGCAAACAUGGAGCUAUACUACCGUGCCAUCCAAUUCUACCUGGACUACAAACCCCUCCUCCUCAACGACCUGCUGCUGGUGCUGGCGCCGCGCAUGGACCACACCCGCGCCGUGAGCUUCUUCACCAAGGCCGGCCACCUGCAGCUGGUGAAGGCCUACCUGCGCUCCGUGCAGAGCCUCAACAACAAGGCUGUUAAUGAGGCGCUCAACUCGCUGCUCAUCGACGAGGAGGACUACCAGGGACUACGGACAUCAAUAGACGCGUUCGACAACUUCGACACAAUCGCGCUCGCGCAGCAAUUGGAGAAACACGAGCUCACAGAGUUCAGAAGAAUCGCCGCGUACCUAUACAAAGGAAACAACCGGUGGAAGCAGUCAGUGGAGCUAUGCAAGAAGGAUGCCCUGUACGCGGACGCCAUGGAGUACGCGGCCGAGUCGCGCCAGCCCGACGUGGCCGAGGAGCUGCUCGACUGGUUCCUGCAGCGCGACAACUACGAGUGCUUCUCCGCCUGCCUCUACCAGUGUUACGACCUAUUGAAACCCGACGUUGUCAUCGAGCUGGCGUGGAGGCAUAACAUCAUGGACUUCGCCAUGCCUUUCCUCAUCCAGACUGUCCGCGAACUGACGACGAAAGUAGAAAAACUGGAGGAAGCGGACGCGAAGCGCAGCACGGAGAGCGCCGAGAACGACACCAAGCCCGCCAUGAUGAUGGAGCCGCAGCUCAUGCUCACCGCCGGCCCGUCGAUGGCGUACCCCGGCGUGCCGGCGCAGGCGUCGCCGUACGCGUACGCCGCGCAGGCGCCGUCGCCCGCGCCCUACCACGGCUACGGCAUGUAGGGCGCCGCCCGCCCGAGCCCGCCCCGCAGGCCCCGGCACUUCUGAGCACCCGAGCCCGACACGGGACCCAUACGGGACGAGGAUCCCACUUUUAUCUCAGAUCUACCCUAACUUUAAUUCAAAAUCAUUUAGAUGUUAUGUCAGUAAUAUCUCUGACGUCCUUUUGCAAAACUCCCCCGGGUAGAUGAACUAUGAUAAAAGUGAAUACCUAGACUUACGAUGUGUGGCGAAUGUUACGUUUCUCGCUGUUCUCGGCUAGAAAAUAGGGAAGAACGUGUAAGCUACUAAAAUGUUUGACGCUAGUCAUGUUUGUAGCAAAUUUGAACAUUAUUAUGAUUAAAAUAAGAUUCAUUCUUAUUUUAUCUCCCGCCCAUCUCGUAAGUCUAGGAGUGUGAAGACGUAAGAAUGGCAAUCGAAUGCGAGUAGCGCCGUAGAUUACUCAUCGAUCGUCAUUUCAUGUCCGUAUAAGUUUCUAUAGAGUCCCGGGUCCGCGGUCUCGAUGUAAAGACGCAAUGGAUACUCUCUCUAUGCACUUCCGACCGGAGAUACACCGUUCCGACCGUUGGCUAUGUAUGAUAAGUGAAAACUCUCCCGCGCCCCUGCCGAGGCCUAAGUUACGCUCUAGUAUUCUAUUUAGUAUUCUCAUUUUGUAAAAAGUUAUUUACGUCGUAAGUGCAUAGAGAUACCUUUAAGAUUUACGAAUAGAUUAGCGGUUGGGCUGACGACUAGAACUAUAUAAAAUGUUGGCCUGUACAAAAUUAUAAUAUAUUUGAUGGUAAAGUAGCUCUCGUGACUACAAAGUGCUUUAUUUUUAAAAUGGAUUGAGAGUUUUAAUAGAUGAUCGGUCUGUCGGCCGUUGGUUUUGCGUAGUUGUUCGCGUUAGGCCGCGCGCACACGAUCAUACCACCGCGAGUUAUAAAAGCGGCGCUAUAGGGUUUGUGUAAUCGUUUAAGUGUGUUUAAAGCCAAUGUUAAAAGGGUUGCCAUGAGGGUGGACUGUUAAUAGUUGAUCAUUCAGCUUCUAUGACACAUCCAUCGAAGCUUGAAUCUAUCACUAGAUUGCAUAACUUUCAAUGUAUCGUAAUAUCGAUACCGAGCAACAUUGUCACUCAUUCAUGAUACGUUUACAACCGAAAGGCCAAGUUAUAUGUUAUUUGAGGUGUACGCGAGUGGAGCCGCGACCUGUCCGAAAUCUAAAUUAAUAAAUUAUUGAAAUGGAUACUUUAAAUAUGAUUAUUUGUCAAUGUUAUCAAAUUGUAUGUUAGUUUUCAUUUAUUAUUUUUAUAUUACUGAAAAGACUAGUUGAAAUGUUCAUAUAAACAGAUCUAAAAAAUUCAAUCGAACAACAAUUUAUAAAAUAGUGCAAUAAUAAUACUUAAAUCAUAUUAUAACCGAAUACCAACGAAUAAAAUGCAUGCACUAAAUUUAUCUUCAAUAUUAAUGUACAAAAACACUAUAUUUCGAGAGUUCACAUCGUUUGUAUGUAUAUAAUGCUUUCACAUGUCUAGACUCGGCCAAAACUGGUCGAUUACAGGAAUUCUUUGAAGUUACGAGUGUCGUAACGGUUUUUAAUUUCUAGAUACGUUUAGGUUUAGUUUAGGCGAAAUUAGUGGUAUGAUGUUAUUUUUGAGUAAAAUGUUGAACUGUGUGCGACGUAUACACAACACGCUUUAGUUGCGUCCGUAUCGCACUGGGAAUGAUGCCUUCGCUAGAUAAGUCAAAUAUAUCUCUUAUGAAGCGGCCGAGCCAGCUGCACUGACGAAUAUCAGCGUUAAACAUAGGAACAUCCUGUGCCGACUUAUAUAUAUGUUGGUUACUUGCGCCAUAUUCGCUGGUAGGGCUUGCAUGCGUCGGCCCGCGAGGCAUUCUGGGGAACCUUAGCCUUUUAUGUAUGUUACAUUUUUGUAUACACUUUAUUAUUUCGAGAGAUUCAUAUUUUACCCAGUUUCACGCGGAAUGACCCCAGAAAUGCCUUAUUACUCUUAGAAUACGUAGAUUGCAUUCAUUUGUAAUUCAUUCUGUAUCUGAAAGGCAUUCGGUCGCAAAGACAAAUCACCAGAAUGUAUUAAAUUGGACUAAUAAUGCUUUUCAGAUACAGAAUUCUUACUUAUUGAUGUUAAUAAAUCAUUGAUGUUAAAAUGAUUCAUUCAAAUCAUUCCUAUCACAUUAUGAUAAUAAUAAUAGCAAUUGUUAUAUGUUCAUUUCUUUCGUAAUAUUACAUCUUUAACAUAAACUUUUGUGGAAAGAAAGUUAAUUGUUCUAUUAUUAAUAUUGUAUUUAUUCAUGUAUGAUAAUGUUUUCCUGAAUUUAAUUAUAGUAAGAAAUAAAUAUUAAUAAACUAA
Messenger RNA from Cydia fagiglandana, 7593 nucleotides. It is a transcript of the gene Chc, whose product is annotated as clathrin heavy chain. Lineage: Eukaryota; Metazoa; Arthropoda; Insecta; Lepidoptera; Tortricidae. Gene Ontology annotation, biological process: intracellular protein transport; receptor-mediated endocytosis. The record is from RefSeq and is a predicted model, not a curated record. The transcript is spliced from 30 exons. Gene Ontology annotation, cellular component: clathrin coat of trans-Golgi network vesicle; clathrin complex; cell cortex. Gene Ontology annotation, molecular function: structural molecule activity; clathrin light chain binding. Bases 204 to 5252 code for a protein of 1682 amino acids.